AGAGACGGGGUGAGUAGUAAUUAGAAAGGAGAUGUUUUUGUAAAGGGGGGAAUACAUAGAGCGAGGUCUCAGAUUAGACCAGAGGGUAAGGGAGAGCUUUUGCUCGCUAGAGAGAGACAGAGAGCUCUUUUGCUUGCUAGAGAGAGAGAGAGAGAGACUGCUCAAUGGCUACCAUGGACACAGAUAUUAACAUGGUCCCUGCGGGUGAAGGCUCAAGCGGAGCUGGACCCAGCAACACCACAGCCACCUCUUCCUCCAAGAAACCUAAGCGUUUCGAGAUUAAGAAAUGGAACGCCGUCGCCCUAUGGGCUUGGGAUAUUGUAGUCGAUAAUUGCGCAAUAUGCAGGAACCAUAUCAUGGAUCUAUGCAUAGAGUGCCAAGCUAAUCAAGCUAGUGCGACCAGUGAAGAAUGCACAGUUGCAUGGGGUGUUUGUAACCACGCUUUCCACUUCCACUGCAUCAGUCGGUGGCUAAAGACGCGUCAAGUCUGCCCUCUAGAUAACAGUGAGUGGGAAUUCCAGAAGUAUGGGCAUUAACUUAUUUUCGAAGUAGGAGAUUUUAUGAAGUUUGCUCUCUUGUUUGCCUGCCCCUUUUGCAUUUCAUGAGUAUUAUUUCUCUUAGUACACGUAUAUUAGAAGAUGUGGUUGUUUACUUCUUUUGGAUGUUAUUGGUCUUUACUUCCACCCUGUUUUUGUGGGGAGCAGAUAUUAUACUUUUUAGUAGUACAUAAUUUAUACUUUAUCCUACCGUAUAUGAUGAGGGUUCGGUAGUUGUUCUUUCUGGAAAACAAUGCCUUAUGAAAGUUGGAAACAACUCAUU
This is a messenger RNA of Amborella trichopoda, 819 nucleotides long. Its product is annotated as RING-box protein 1a. Gene Ontology annotation, molecular function: zinc ion binding. The record is from RefSeq and is a predicted model, not a curated record. NCBI's taxonomy places the organism in Eukaryota, Viridiplantae, Streptophyta, Magnoliopsida, Amborellales, Amborellaceae.